Molecule: messenger RNA, 3375 nt
Organism: Mauremys reevesii (Reeves's turtle)
Lineage: Eukaryota; Metazoa; Chordata; Testudines; Geoemydidae
Product: zinc finger protein 774-like
Exons: 5
Coding region: 163-2574 (803 amino acids)
Biological process (GO): regulation of immune system process; negative regulation of transcription by RNA polymerase II; regulation of cytokine production
Source: RefSeq, a predicted model, not a curated record
UGCACUAAAGGUGGGACAGGUUCCCAGUCCCAGCCCGUUCCCACCCCCUUAGUUCCUGCCCCAGCAGCCCUGGGGAUUGGGGCUGGACCAACCAGUGGCUCCCUGGUGGGUCCCCCUGGGGGGCUUUUGGAGGAGACGCCGAGGCCGCUCUGCAGGGACGUCAUGCAGGAGAAUGACAAGACCUCAAUCUCGCUGGGAUUCCCCGACCCAGCCGCGAUCCCCCACAUGGAGCGAGGAGAAGAGCCGAGGGUCCCAGAUCUCCAGGGCUCCCUGGGAAGGGAGACCCUGAGAGGCGCCCACACAGCAGGUGCCGGGAUGAUGAGUGGGAACUUUGAGGAGAUCCCCCAGCGGGAAGAGCCUGCAGGAGCAGAGCUGCCCAGGAUGUCCCAGAACCCCGAGCGGGGAGACACCGAUGGGACAGAACAGCAAUGGAGAGCCUCCCCAACAGGGAAACUGAGUCAAUCCAGAGCUGGUGUCGAAGCUGAAUAUGACAUGGUGUCUCGGGGAACCCAGGCAGGGGAGAGAGCGAAUACGUGCCCCAAGUGUGGGAAAAGCUUCCCUUGGAGCUCCCGGCUCCUCCGACACCAGAGAUCCCACACCGGGGAGCGCCCCUACCAGUGCCCUGACUGUGGGAAGGGCUUCGGCGAGAGCUCAGCCCUGAUCCAGCACCAGCGCACCCACACCGGGGAGCGCCCUUACAGCUGCAGUGUGUGCGGGAAGAGUUUCAGCCUGAGCUCCCACCUGAUCCGCCACCAGCGCACCCACACGGGGGAGCGCCCCUACCAAUGCCCCGACUGCGGGAAGGGCUUCCUGCGGCGCUCCCAGCUCACCCUGCACUGCCGGACCCACACGGGAGAGAGACCCUAUAAAUGCCCUGACUGCGGGAAAGGCUUCAGUGAGAUCCCCAACCUGCACCGGCACCAGCGCAGCCACACGGGGGAGCGGCCCUAUAAAUGCUCCGACUGCGGGAAGGGCUUUGUUCAGAGCUGCCACCUCCUGCAGCACCAGCGCACCCACACAGGGGAGCGGCCCUACAGGUGCCCCUGUGGGAAGGGUUUUGUCCGGAGCUCCCAGCUGAUCCGGCACCGGACAGUUCAUACAGGGGAGAAACCGUACAAAUGUCCCAUCUGCGAGAAAUGCUUCACUCAAGGAUCCACCCUGGCCAGCCACCUGCGGAUCCACACCAGGGAGAGACCCUUCAAAUGCCCCCAGUGCGGGAAGAACUUUGUUCGGAGCUCCCAUCUUAUUACACACCGGAGAACCCAUACAGAGCCAGACUUGCUGCUGGCUGCUUCCAGGGAGCAGCACGGUUCGCAGUGCCAGGACAGCCCCGCCGGGCGGGGGGCGGCGCAGCAGCCGAGGCAGGAGAUCGCUGCCCGGAGGCAGCGGCCGCAGGGCCGGGGGCGAGAUCGGAGCCGAACUGGGAUCGGAGAGACCCCGCCCCCCAGCUCCGGGGCAGCCCGGGGGUCUGUGCAGCUGAGCCAGGCGGGGACCCCCCACCCAGCCCGCUGCGCCUUCGGGGCAGCCCCGGCCCCUCCUCUCCCCCGCGGUUCGCUCCUGCCCCUCGGGGUCUCCCUCCCUUGGCCAGGCGCAGGGAAGGGGCCUGGCUGCAUUUCGCCCCCCAGCAGCCCCCAGGGCGCAGGCGGGGAGCCCCCGGGGGGCAGGGCCUGCAGAGCGGAGCUGCCUGGGGGGGGACACGCGCAGGGAGCCCCCAUGGGCGACGCGCUGACCAUCUGCCCGGACUGCGGGAAGAGCUUCCGCCAGUACUCGUACCUGGUCACCCACCGGCGCGUCCACACCGGAGAGCGGCCCUACAGCUGCGCCCAGUGCGGCCGGGGCUUCUCCCAGCACUCCAGCCUCAUCCGGCACCGCCGCACCCACACGGGCGAGAGACCCUACCGGUGCCCCGACUGCGGCAAGGCCUUCGCCCUCAGCGCCUCCCUCCUGACCCACCAGCGCACCCACACCGGGGAGCGCCCCUACAGCUGCGCCCAGUGCGGAAGGGGGUUCAGCCAGCGCUCGGCUCUGGUCACCCACCAGCGCACCCACACCGGGGAGAGACCCUAUGAAUGCCCUGACUGUGGGAAGAGCUUUGCCAUCCGCUCCCACUGCACCGCUCACCAGAGGACCCACGGGGAUCCGGGCGAGGAGCCCCCCUACCGGUGCCGCCAGUGUGGGGAGGGCUUCCGGCUCCGUGCCCACUUCCUGCAUCACCGGCGCAGCCAUGCAGGGGGCAAACCCCAUCACUGCCCCGACUGCGGGAAAGGAUUCUCCCGCAGCUUCCUGCUCAAGACGCACCAGCGGAUCCAUACCGGAGAGCGGCCCUACCCCUGCCCCGACUGUGGGCGCCGCUUCCGGCAGACCUCCCACCUCACCCACCACCGGGCCACUCACACCGGAGAGCGGCCCUACCGCUGCAGCCACUGCGGGGACGCCUUCCCCAGCAGCUCGGAGCUCUACCUGCACUACCGAAGCCACACCGGGGAGCGGCCCUACCAGUGCCAUGACUGUGGGCGCAGCUACACCACCAACGGCAGCCUGCGGCGGCACCGUGCCAGCCACGCCAUGGGCUAGGGGGUGCAGCCAGCUCGGCCCAUAGGCACCCUCCUGGGCAAGGUGCUGCAUCUUCCUGGCUCUAGGCAUGGCCUUUCUGGCUGUUUGCUGGGUGGCUUGUACUGGGGAAGAGAGCUAGGGAUGGGUUAUAGGGAGCUAGAGGUGGAUCAUACCAGUAGAGAGAAGGAACGCAGGGUGGGAUCGAUGGGUCAUACAGGUGUAGAGCUGGGUCAUACCUGUUAGAAUGUGAAAAGCAGCUCCACUCCACUUACCCCUGGUCCUGAUGUUGAAGUUUUCAAAAUGAUCUGAAGUGUGUGUGUAUUUUUCCAAGCACCUUGCAAUAGUGUGUGAAUGUAUCUAUUUGUUCUUAGUUGCAGAACUAUGUUCUAUGGCUCAAUAUAACAAUCGGCCAACCCACAAAUUGUGCAGGUAGGGGGUGUGAUGUUGCUAGGCACUGGCGGCUGCCAUCUGGUGACAAUCACAGACCUCCUUAGUGCCACUGGCUCCCACAUGGAGUAGAGGGAGCCACCGAGACAGGAAGUGACUGCCAGGAGACAUGGUGGGUCAGAGCUGAGCUGGUUGCAAACCCGAGCGUUAGGAGAUCAGCGUGGGUUGGAGUCAGCAAGCCAAGAGAAGGAGAUGGGAGCAUGACUCUGAGAGGAAGCAGAGAGACAGAGCUUCUUGGUCACAGAGCCCACUCGGGGGGCAAAGGUGGGGACUGUGCUGCAGGGAACCUGCCUGCUCAUUGUUUUCUGCGAUGUAUCGGGAAACAGGGUACUGUGGGCAUGUUUUGUAAAUAAACACCAUCACACCUGGAAUAGA